Toxoplasma gondii ME49 is the source of this 2662-nucleotide messenger RNA. RefSeq lists its product as hypothetical. The record is from RefSeq and is a predicted model, not a curated record. The transcript has a single exon. Lineage: Eukaryota; Apicomplexa; Conoidasida; Eucoccidiorida; Sarcocystidae. The coding region runs from base 1039 to 1710 and encodes 223 amino acids.
CUCUGAGUCGUUAAAUUCCUUCUCUGCCGUUUCGCCGAUCCUACUUCAGUUGGGGAGAAUGGGGCGAUGGGGAAGAGUUUGGUUUCUCACGUUGCAUGCAGGUGGUAAAGCGCACGAAACCAUGGCCAUUUUCAGCAUUUGGCCAGUUUGUGACGCGUCAUUGUUCGCCUAGGCGAUUCAAAGCAGUUCCUUCGGGAGGAAGUCGCGAAGCGACUCCAGGAAUCAACGUUCAGAGGGAUGUCUGCGACAAGCCGUGGGCAGGCAACGAAACCUUCCAGUCUUGGGGUCUCGACUUCCCUGGUGUCAUCGGAGCCGUUUGUGCCUCCGAAGAGAGGAAACGCAGGCAUUUGCCAGUCGUGUGCUGAACCUAUUUUCGUUUCCGCGCAGAAGAACUCGCAACUGUUCUUUCUGGUGAUGGAGAGCCUGACUUUUCCAGACUACGAACCUGAACGAGCAACCGACUGCAGUGGCGACGCAUACGGCAGGAAGUCUGCGAGUUUCGCAAAUUGGAAGCAUUUCAACCACUCUGUAUCGCUUCAUUCAUCCAUACACAACUGCUUCUUCAAAAUACGUGUGUAAGCGUAUGUGUAUGCCUGUUCAGUGCAUGGAGGUAGGCAUGCUUCUGUUCGCGGCUUGUGUGCACAUCUGUAUGCGUUUGUUUUCUCUCAUGUCCUUUCCUGCAAAAAGAUAAAUCGACAAUCUCCAUUUUAACCUCUUGACUUCCGCACUUUCGCCGUUCCUGGAAGGUCUUGGUGACACCCUUUCCUUUUCGUUCAAGCCCUGCUCCAUUUCUGUCAUUUUAAAAGUCUUUCGGCCAUUUUUUCUGUCAAUCGGUGCCCUUUUCCGUUUUCCAUCGUAAAAACGAAGCCUUUCCCCACGAUUUACCGCCGUUACUCCCCGCUAAUCAAGGGUUCUUUACCCCCAGCCCUGUCAGUACCACCGAACUAGAGAGAGUGCGGAAAACGGAGAAACACCGUGUCUGAGCGACUGUUUUCGCUGGCAUCUUCCGUUACCCCGCUCUCUCCUCUUCUUGAGAAGAUGGCGCUCACUGAGGCCGAGAAGGCGUUUCCGAGCGCCAUGGAGGUUUCGGGCGAGAAGGCCGGGAUAGAGGCGCAUGCAUUUGCGGACUCCACUGACAACGACUCGUCCUCUGAGCAGUCGCGAGACGAGCGCGAGAGUCUGCUGCGUCAUCCACGAGCCUUGACCUCCACUGUCGCGUUGUCGGCGAGCGUUCCUGACUCCGAGAACUCCUUCAAAGAUAGCGAAACCGCUCUGGAAGAAGGGAACGCCUACACGAGCGCUUUGCUCGAUCCCGAAGACAGCUACGACCCGACGAAGAAAGAGGCAAAGGAGACAAAGGGAGACACAAAGAGCGAGACGAAGAAAGAGCCAGAGGGAGAAACAAAGGGAGAUAGAGAGACAGACGCAGUUGGGGAGGAGCGAGAGUUCCAAGAGUCUCAACAGUCGCCAGUUGCGGCGGCGUGUGUGGAGGUGAUCGCAGCGAUGAAGGAAGAUGAGUUUUUUGCGGAAGCGAGCAGGCUGAUUCGCCGAGAGAGGUUCAGAUACCUCGAGGGUAUCAGAAUGAUGAAGGAAGACCAUUCGUACCUGGAUUUGGCCGAUGAAGACAACGGCGCACCUUCAAAGCUCGUCGCCCUCAUGGACGCUCUCGCUCAAAGCUGCGUGCAGUAUUCUUCCCCAGGUUUUGAGUAACUUCUGUCUCCAGCCUCGUUGUCUCGCGAGGCUUUCAGGAUUGGAGAGGCGGCGAAGCACGCUUCCGUUUCCGAAGGGCAACUUUAGGUUACGGAGGUUCUUUCUAGUCUCCACAGGCGGAGAUGAGUGGUCUCUUGCGUGUCUGUCUGUGGGCGAAGGACGCAGCGUUCUCGUAUCCUUUGAACUGUGUCGUGGGUGGGGAGGCUCGGUUGCCUGGCGCUAACAGAACGUGGUUUCUGGUGAGGCGCCCGGGGAAACGGGCGAGACACGUCGUGGGAUUCUCGGCUUAGAACAGACAGGCGCAAGCAACGCGCACUCGCCAGCCGACACCCACCGGAAAUAGGGAGCCUUCGUGGACACAGCGUGGCAGGUGGCAGUGCAGUCCUCUGUCACUUCCCCGAUGGCGUUUCAUUGUUUGAAAAUGUGUCUUCAGGCGGCAAAUUCUGCCGCGAAGAAGUGCGAAUCAAUUGCAUGCGGUUUUGGCGUCAGUUCCCGUCGCGUGUGCAGCAGAGUUCGCGUUCCCUCGGGUGUUAUACGAAGCAAAGGAGUAAAUGUCUUUUGGUUUUCCCGUUUGGGCGACGGCGGGGAGCGGAAAUAGGGGUAAACGCUGCACACAGCUUUGUUCUGGAAAUUUUGUUGUCGACUUGGGGAACGUUCUGUCGAGCUUGGAGGUCAGUGACUUUUUUUUAGUGGCGUACGCACUUCUGCAUUUGCAUAGAACGGGGGCUUUCCACCUUCGUUCAAAGCCAGUUGUGUUGCGCUCCCUGUUCCCGUCUUGUCGUCUGUCAUCGACGCCUUGACUCAAGGUUCGAUGUCAGUACGCGUGGCCUGUGAGCUGAUCUGGAGAGUUUCUGAGAGCCGAAGCUCUUUUGUGGCGUCAAAAACCAGCAGACUUGGUCCCUCAUUUGGUUUCUUAGGGCCUCAGACGCUUCAAUGUAAUUCACUUGAUCAC